GAACCAUGAAGCGUUAGUCAACAGCAGCACAACAUUUGUCACAGCCACCUGAUGAUAUUAGCUCGUUCGCGGUUUUCAGCUCAGCCCUAGAGGAGUCGCUUUCGUGCAGAAAGUAGAAAGUCGUCUGCUGCCCUCAGAGCGUCCAUGCGGACACGACAACGUUUUCUGCCACGUUUUUUUUUUUGUUUUUUUUUUAAACAUAACGGAGUUGCAUCGGUACUGUUUUGGCCCCCCUCCCCUUCCUCCUAAGUCGGCUGCUGUCAGGACGGCGGGACUCGUGUCUACGGUUCGUUUUCUCAACUCUGGUUUUUUGGGGCGGUAGUUUGCAGAUACCAGAAUGCUGCCCCAGCUCCUCACCCUGGCCUGUGGUCUCGGCUGCUUCGGCUUUGCCUCCGUCACCGCCAACGUACUACAAGCCGAGGGUUGGCUGCAGAAGUAUGGCUACCUGCCUCCAGGUGAUGUGAGAGCCCAAGCCAUCCGUUCCCCAAAGUCCAUCGAAACAGCGAUAGCAGCCAUGCAGAGGUUUUAUGGUUUGACUGUCACCGGCUCCAUAGACUCCAACACGUUAGAGGCGAUGAACCGGCCGCGGUGUGGUGUCCCCGACAAGUUCGGCCCGGAGCUGAAGACUAACCUGAGGAGGAAGAGAUACGCCGUGCAGGGUCUGUCGUGGGACAAGCCUGAGGUGACCUUCAGCAUACAGAACUACACCCCUAAGAUUGGGGAACAAGCCACGUAUGAAGCCAUUCGAAAGGCCUUCAAGGUGUGGGAGAGCGUGAUCCCGCUCACCUUCAGAGAGAUCCCCUACAGCCAUAUCAGAGGCAAGGUCCACAAGUACGCAGACAUCAUGCUCUACUUCGCGGAGGGUUUCCACGGGGACAGCACGCCGUUCGACGGCGAAGGAGGCUUCCUGGCUCAUGCUUACUUCCCUGGACACGGCAUCGGGGGAGACACGCACUUUGACCUCGCCGAGCCCUGGACCACCGGGACCGCCGACCAGGAAGGUAAUGAUGUUUUCCUGGUAGCCGUCCACGAGCUGGGUCACGCUCUGGGUCUGGAGCACUCCAACGAUCCCUCUGCCAUCAUGGCCCCCUUCUACCAGUGGUUUGACGUCGAAAACUUUCAGCUCCCUGACGACGACCUCAGAGGCAUCCAGGCCAUCUAUGGCACCAAGUCUGGGGCUCCCCCUCCUCCUCCUCGACCCACGAGGCCGUCCAACCCCGAAAGGCCAGAUCAUGCCCCAGACAUCUGUGACGGACACUUUGACACCAUCGCUGUCCUCAGAGGGGAAAAGUUUGUAUUUAAGGACAAGUGGUUCUGGCGUGUGCGUAACAACAAGGUGUUGCAAGGUUACCCGAUGCCCAUUGGUCACUUCUGGAAGGGCCUGCCCUCAAACAUCAACGCCGCCUACGAGAGGGGUGAUGGGAAGUUUGUCUUCUUCAAGGGUGACAGGUACUGGGUUUUCAGCGAGUCCAGCAUGGAGAAAGAUUCCCCCAAGAGCCUGAAAGACCUGGGUACCGGUCUACCCAAAGACAAGCUUGAUGCCGCUCUUUUCUACACGCCAACGGGACAGACGUACUUCUUCCGAGGCACUAAGUACUACCGCUUCAACGAGCAGACUCGCACCGUGGACAGUGGCUAUCCAAAGCCCAUCAGCAUGUGGAGCGGAGCACCUGACAACGUCAAAGCUGCCAUCAUGAGUGAAGACGGAUCUUACACGUAUUUCUACAAAGCCAACAAGUACUGGAAGUUCAACAACCAGUACAUGAAGGUGGAGUCCGGUUACCCUAAGUCCGUGCUCAUUGACUGGAUCGGCUGCGAAAGCGAGGAGCCCAAGAAGGGUCGGGAAGAGGAGGUUCUCAUCAUCGAGGUGGACGAAUCACAGAGCGGGGCCGGGCCAGUGGCCGUGGUGAUCCCUCUCCUGCUACUGGUGCUGGUGGUUGUCACUCUGGGAGCGCUUUUGUUCUUCAGGAAGUACGGCACGCCUCGACGCCUCCUCUACUGCCAGAGAUCCCUCCUGGACAAGGUGUAGACAAAGGGGCGACAGGUGACUGACAGACUGCCACAGAGAGACAGAAAGAGAGGGGGAGAGAGAACGAGGGCCCGGGGGAAGAUGGAAACUGAGAGGGGGAGAGAGCAACUGGAGGAAAAAGACAGAAGAAAUGGGGGAUAGAAAGGGGACGAUGUGUUAAGUUUUGGGUGGUUUGUAUGUGCCACAAAAGAGGAAAAAAAAAAAAGAGAAAGGCCCUAGAAACUGAAAUCAGGAAAAUGUGUAUUUGUAUGUUAACUAUUUA
Molecule: messenger RNA, 2291 nt
Organism: Xiphias gladius (swordfish)
Lineage: Eukaryota; Metazoa; Chordata; Actinopteri; Istiophoriformes; Xiphiidae
Gene: mmp14a
Product: matrix metallopeptidase 14a (membrane-inserted)
Exons: 10
Coding region: 338-2029 (563 amino acids)
Biological process (GO): skeletal system development; collagen catabolic process; zymogen activation
Cellular component (GO): extracellular matrix
Molecular function (GO): metalloendopeptidase activity; zinc ion binding
Source: RefSeq, a predicted model, not a curated record